Aaosphaeria arxii CBS 175.79 is the source of this 1871-nucleotide messenger RNA. RefSeq lists its product as uncharacterized. Lineage: Eukaryota; Fungi; Ascomycota; Dothideomycetes; Pleosporales. The coding region runs from base 108 to 1871 and encodes 587 amino acids. The record is from RefSeq and is a predicted model, not a curated record. The transcript has a single exon.
UCGUACUAAAUACCCCUUUUCUUCCUUUCACAUUUGCUCUAAGCAUCCACAGCCGUAGAGUCUCUCCCAUUUGUAAAGACUAAAGUCACCAGUCCACUACCUACAGUAUGCCGUCACUUUCUACAUCUCGGAAGACCCCCGGGUCGUCGUCGCAGCCAGCUCAAAAUUUGCCAAAGACCUCUAAAAAGAAUUUGUUUACCUAUUGGUACAUGAAAUCUUUGUCCCCGAAAACGCCUACGGUCAACAGUAAAAGUAGUAGUAGCAGCCGGGGACUUGAAGACGUUGCGUUGCAAGCCGAAAUCAAUGAAUCGUUGAUCAACGCCUUGAGACUGCAAUUAGAAACUACCACGCGACACCUCGAGGAGCGUGGCAAGCAGUUGCAAGAAAUUAAAGGAAAGUUAAUGCCAUAUUGUGAGCAGCAUGCACAGCAACUACAACGCAUUAAGUAUCUCCAAGAGGAAAUUCACGAUCUUAAUGAACGAAUACAUCUAAAGGACAGACAGUGUCGAGUUCACACCGGCGCUAUGAGCCGGAUUACUCUUUUAGAUAAUGAGAUCCAACAACAGGCAGAAUUGGUUGCUGAUCUCGAAGAAUCUGAUCUUAAGAACAAAAGUGUUAUCGAUGAAUUAAAUUCCACCAUUUCUGAUCUUUCUCGAUUCUUAGAGGACCUGAGAGAGCGGCAUGAAGAACUUCAAAGUAAACUCUUUCAGAAGACCACUGAACUUAAGCAGUCAGAUGCCAAGUUCAAAGCACUAUACGCGAAGAUGGCAGCGCAAGACGAGAGCCUUCUGGAUAGAGACAUCGAGAUCCAAGAUUUACGCGAACAGCUCAAGACGACACGGCUUGAGAAAGGGGGCGAUGCCAACCUUAUACAGAAGAUGUCCGAUCUCCAAGUUGAAGUUACAACACUCAAAUGCACGAUUGCGCAGACCGACGCUGCCCAUGAUAUUCUUGAAGGGAACGCUUCCAAGACCAUCGAGAAGCUUGAUGCAAAACUCGCAGCCCAUGACAAAUUCGCCAAAGACCACUAUGGUGCCAAGAUUGCGUUGCUGGAACAGAAAAUGCAGUGCCAGAAACAGAAACAUGAAGACGAGUUUGGUGAGUACAAGCUACGAGUCGAAUGUGUUGACAAAGAACAGAGGCAUCUCCGCCGGAUAGACAGGGCCAACAUCAAGCAACUAACUCAUGAUCUCGUGGUCUUUAAGGAGCAGCUAGCAGGCGCACAUUCCACUAUCGACAAGGAGCGUAUGCGAGCAAUGCAGAAAUUCAAGGAGUUCGAGCAUCGUCUUCGUGACGCAGGGCUGUUUUUGGAGGCCAGAGACGCACAAUAUCCUCAAAUCCCCCGCACAGCCGAUAUGAAUGCCACCCCUGAGCAGCAAGACAGCAUAUUCGAUAACUCUUCACUUGAAAAGUUUGACCGCCCAUCAAAGACAACUCUUGAUGAGAUAAUGCAAGCAACUAAGGCUGAGCACGAUCUAGAGAUAGAACAACUCAAAAGUGGCUUCGAAAAGCAGAUCGCUGCUUUAGCAUCAAGAAUAUCUGCACUAGCAAAGGAAUGCGAGGCCCAUCAAUCUUGUCAUGAAAUACGACAGCAGUACCAAAAUGAACUCACGAAUCUUUCAGUUCAGCAUGCGAACGAGAUAGACAUAUUAACUCAAUUGUACGAAGCUUCCGAAAGUAAUCUCAAAACCAAAAGGUCAGAGUAUGAAAGAAUCAUGAUGGAGUUCCUAGCUCUACUAGGAGAGAGAGAAGACGAAAUUGAGGCUGUAAACGAUGUGGCUGACAAACGAUUGAGGGCAUUGCGUUAUCACUUUGAAGUCCAAAUUGACCACCUUAAGCCUUCUAAAAUUUCCACCAAGGAACUAAAUUGA